Molecule: messenger RNA, 750 nt
Organism: Punica granatum (pomegranate)
Lineage: Eukaryota; Viridiplantae; Streptophyta; Magnoliopsida; Myrtales; Lythraceae
Source: RefSeq, a predicted model, not a curated record
AUAUUAAUAGAUCAACGCCUGCUGCUUAUCAUAUUUUUUGCGCAGCCAUGAAAAAUAUAUAGACGGCCGAAAUAGCCAACAAUGGAAGGCGACCCGAAAGGCAGCUCCAAGGACAAACCCAUGGAGAAGGACUCACAGGAAGUCCGUUACCGAGGCGUCCGCAAGCGGCCCUGGGGUAAGUUUGCGGCGGAGAUUCGGGACUCAGCCAGACAGGGGGCCCGUGUUUGGCUCGGGACUUUCAACACUGCCGAGGAGGCUGCCAGAGCUUAUGAUCGGGCUGCCUAUGCAAUGAGGGGGCACAUGGCAAUCCUCAACUUCCCCGAGGAAUACCCAUCUGCGGGUACUGGUGAGUCUGCCGGGGCUUCCUCAUCUUCAGUUGAUCGUGGGAAACAAGUGUUCGAAUUCGAGUACUAUGAUGAUAAGUUGUUGGAGGAACUUCUGGAGAGUGAAGAAAAGAAAAACAACAAAAAAUGAUAGAGGGAAAGUUCAAUGUCUCAUCUUCUUGUUCAUGGUUUUUUUUUUUUCGAGUUUUUGGUUAUAAGGGAAUACCGAACUCGAGAAGUUCCCUCUCUCACUUUAUCCGAAAGAACAAGGGAAAAACCCUUACAAAACCGAACCUUCAUCUACUACUUAUGUUGUAGUUAUGCUGAUCUGGUGACAAUUCUUCAGGAGUACUGUAAUUGCACCAGCAAAUGGGUGAAAAACUGUAUUAUGUUUCUAGUAAGGUUUGAAUGGUAAAGUCUCAUCCUA